UGAACAAGUUUUAUUUGUCACUUACUAAAAUAUUUUAUAAAAAGUUGUGAUUCAAAGAUAUAUAUUUUUUUACCAAAACAUCCUAUUUAUAUAUAGAAAAGCAAAGGUGUAGGCGUUCAAAUUUGCUAAAUUGAACAAAGAAAGUACCAAGUACGGAAAUAUACUUUUUAUAACUUAUAAAACAGCAACAACAAAGAAGCAAUAAAAUUCACGAUCCGUCGACAUUGAAUAUAAAGAAUUUGCUAUCAUCGAUAAGCCAAAAAGGUGCCAAAAAUAACUAGAUAUAAAGCCAAGAGUGCCAAACACAUAUAGACGUCCAUGUUAAUAAAAUAAACUGCAUAACAGUUAAUAACCGAACCACAUCAACAUUUUACAUAUUGUUCCGACUUUAUUCUUGGAAAACGUAGUAUUGAAAGGUAGUGUUCAUUUCCAAAUAUGGGCAAUGCAGGCAGCACUAGUAUGCAUCGUGAGCGCCACAAGUCGAGUGACCUGUCAACACCAAACUCCCCAUUUCGAGAGAUGCCCGGCCGUGGCGAUUCAGUUGCCUCAGCAUCUGGAGUUGUAGCGGUCGGUAGUGUCGUUGGUGGUGGGGCACAAGCCUUUACUUUUGACAAAAACAUAACAAAUGACAAGAAUGUGCGUUCAGUCUUGCUCGGCGGUUCCUCGCAAGAAGACGAAGAUCAGCCAUACUAUACGAAGCCCGUCGGUAGCGCAGCUACUACAGAUACAAUCACAACACCCACCCCACGCAAACGCGCUAAUACUGUUUCAGAAGGCAGUUCUACACCGCAACACAACAACUCUGGAAGCAAUAUGUCUGUAAAAGAAGCGGCUGGUAAUUCCAAUGAUGAUAAAGAAGAGUGCUCCACAGAAGAGCUACCUAGAAAUUCUGGAUUACCCACUGUUUUGCGUUGGGAUGGAGGUGGCAAGAAUGUCAUGAUUUCGGGCACGUUCUCCAAAUGGAAACCUCUACCCAUGGCACGUAGUCAUGGAAAUUUCGUGGCAAUUAUUGACCUUCCAGAGGGCGACCAUCAAUAUAAAUUUUAUGUGGAUGGCGAAUGGAAACAUGAUCCUAAAUUGAAAAGUAUCGAAAACGAAGAUGGCAUUAAGAACAAUUUAGUUUCGGUACGUCAGUCGGACUUCGAAGUGUUUCAGGCGCUUGCCAAAGAUAGUGAGAAUGCACCAAACUACGCUGAACGAGAAUAUUCACAGGAGGUGCCACAACCUAAGCCAUGGGAAAAAGUUUCUGGACCCCCAGUGUUGCCGCCUCAUUUAUUGCAAGUCAUACUUAACAAAGACACGCCAUUAUCGUGUGAACCCACAUUGCUCCCUGAGCCUAAUCAUGUUAUGCUUAAUCAUCUGUAUGCACUUUCUAUCAAAGAUGGUGUUAUGGUGCUGAGCGCAACACAUCGCUACCGCAAGAAAUAUGUUACCACUUUACUUUACAAGCCCAUAUAAUAUGGUACACCAUGCGUUAUAAAACAUAAGUAGGUAUAGUUAAAGAGACAAUAUUGGCCAUAAUUAUAUCUAUGUUUUUUAAGCUAUCCUUGUUUGUGAAUUAAAAGCCUCAGCGAAUACGCGUAUUUCACGGUUAUUUUCAUAUUUGGUACAAAAAUAUCAAUUAUUGUAUACUAUGUACCUACA
Molecule: messenger RNA, 1644 nt
Organism: Rhagoletis zephyria (snowberry fruit fly)
Lineage: Eukaryota; Metazoa; Arthropoda; Insecta; Diptera; Tephritidae
Gene: alc
Product: 5'-AMP-activated protein kinase subunit beta-1
Biological process (GO): signal transduction
Cellular component (GO): cytoplasm; nucleotide-activated protein kinase complex; nucleus
Molecular function (GO): protein kinase binding
Source: RefSeq, a predicted model, not a curated record